Caenorhabditis briggsae is the source of this 1482-nucleotide messenger RNA. It is a transcript of the gene Cbr-chk-1, whose product is annotated as Protein CBR-CHK-1. Lineage: Eukaryota; Metazoa; Nematoda; Chromadorea; Rhabditida; Rhabditidae. Bases 1 to 1482 code for a protein of 493 amino acids. Gene Ontology annotation, molecular function: protein serine/threonine kinase activity; tau-protein kinase activity; ATP binding. Gene Ontology annotation, cellular component: cytoplasm. The record is from RefSeq and is a predicted model, not a curated record. The transcript has 5 exons. Gene Ontology annotation, biological process: microtubule cytoskeleton organization; protein phosphorylation; intracellular signal transduction.
AUGUCUGCAGACGUCAGCACCAAACCAAGAGGUUCUCUACCGAUUCCCACAGCACCCGGAGAAUCUAAUGAGUGCUAUCGAGUGAUUCGAACACUCGGAGAAGGCGCAUUCGGUGAAGUUUUGUUGAUUGUGAACAACAAAAACCCGGACAUGGCGGUGGCGAUGAAGAAGAUGCAGAUUACAACACAGGCUAACACAAAUAACAUUCGGAAGGAGUUUCUCAUCCAACAGAAACUAUCAAAAGUUGGACACGACAAUUUCAUUCGAGCUAUCGGAAUGCGCACUGAAAAUGGAUUUCAUUUUCUGUUUCUAGAAUACGCCGACGGUGGAGAGCUUUUCGAUAAAAUAGAACCCGAUCAUGGAAUGCCGACAGCAAUUGCGCAGUUCUAUUUCAGACAAUUAAUAGAGGGAUUGAAGUAUAUUCACGACUGUGAUAUUGUUCAUAGGGAUAUUAAACCUGAAAAUCUUCUUCUCACAACUUCCCAUGUACUGAAAAUCUCCGAUUUUGGAAUGGCUACACUUUACCGCAACGAGGGAAAAGAGCGUCUUCUGGAUCUGAGUUGUGGAACGAUCCCAUAUGCGGCACCUGAAGUAUGCGCUGGAGGAAAAUAUCGAGGACCGCCCAUCGACGUUUGGUCUUCCGGAAUCGUGCUGAUUGCAAUGCUCACUGGAGAGCUGCCAUGGGAUCGCGCUAGCGACUCUUCAUACGCUUACCUUCAAUGGCUGGGUAACAAUAAUCUCGAUGAGAAUCCAUGGCGAAAAAUGGAUGUUCGUGCACUUUGCAUGCUUCGUCGCAUCCUCACUGAUAAUGUGCAUCGACGAGCAACGAUAGAACAAAUUAAAACGGAUCCGUGGUUUACACACAACUAUGGUAAACUGGAGAUGACGUAUGGAAGACCACUGAAACGAGCACGAUAUGCAGAUGAGAAUUCCCCGGAUUGCAAUAUAUCUUCAACCCAACAAGCCGAUGCAGUGUCGACUGCAAAGCGACGUCAUCUGGAAACACCAGACAAAGUGGCUCAUGUUGAGAGGCAGAAUGCUUCGUUCUCGCAACCGACACGUACUGAGGACCUUCUUCUCACUCAGAACAUCGAUAUGUCACAAAAUAAUACCAAUCUUCUGGAAAGAAUGGUCUGUCGUAUGACUCGCUUCUGUACCAAGUUCGACGUUCCCACUUCAUAUCGUCAACUGAUUCAUGCUAGCGAGCAUGCUGGGUACGAAGUUCGUCAAACGGCUGAUAAUCGUCUAUUGGUAACAUUCCGUGAAGUUUCGAUGAUGGUCACAUUGUACUCGUUGAAAACCGAAUCACGAGUCAUGGUUGAUUUCCGACGUUCGCGUGGUGAUGGUAUUCAGUUCAAGAAGAUGUUCUUGGAAGUCAGAAACCGAAUGAACGAUUCGAUUUGUGUUGAUGGACAGAACUUUUUGGAAGACUGUGGAUACGUGCCACGCAAGCCGCAAUUCGUCAGAGAAGCGAAUGCUUAA